Colletotrichum godetiae is the source of this 1275-nucleotide messenger RNA. Its product is annotated as phosphoserine aminotransferase. Bases 1 to 1275 code for a protein of 424 amino acids. Gene Ontology annotation, cellular component: cytoplasm. Gene Ontology annotation, biological process: L-serine biosynthetic process. The transcript has 2 exons. NCBI's taxonomy places the organism in Eukaryota, Fungi, Ascomycota, Sordariomycetes, Glomerellales, Glomerellaceae. Gene Ontology annotation, molecular function: O-phospho-L-serine:2-oxoglutarate transaminase activity; pyridoxal phosphate binding. The record is from RefSeq and is a predicted model, not a curated record.
AUGCCCUCCCGCGCCGACAUCACCUACUUCGGCGCCGGCCCCGCCCUGCUGCCCACCGACGUCCUCGAGACGGCUUCGCAAGCCCUCCUCGACUUCAACGGCACCGGUCUGGGCAUCGCAGAGCAUUCCCACCGCAGCGAGAUCGCCACCAAGAUCAUCGAGGAGGCCAAGGCCGACCUGGCCACCUACCUCGACAUCCCCUCAGACUACGAAGUCCUUUUCAUGCAGGCCGGCGGCAGCGGCGAGUUCUCCGCUACCGUCUACAACUUUGUCGGCGCCUGGAUCGCCCGCCAGCGCGACGCCGUGCUAGCCAAGCUCGGCGCCACCGAUGAGAACGACGAAAAGGUCGUCGCCGAGCUUCGCAAGAUUGUCGACGAGAAGCUCAAGCUCGACUACCUCGUCACCGGAGGCUGGAGUCAAAAGGCCAGCGCCGAGGCCGCGAGGCUGCUCGGCCCGGAAUUCGUCAACGUCGCCGCCGACGCCCGUAAGAUCAACGACGGCAAGUUUGGCAAGAUCCCCGACCAGAAGGACUGGAAGCUCAGCAAGGACGCUGCCAUGGUCUACUACUGCGACAACGAGACGGUCGACGGCGUCGAGUUCAACGGCUUCCCUGGUGCGCUGGCGCCCAAGGAGAACGGCGAGGGCCCCAUUGUCGUGGCGGACAUGUCGUCCAACAUCCUCUCAAGGCGCAUCCCCGUCAAGAACUUCAGCGCCAUCUUCUUCGGCGCCCAGAAGAACCUCGGCUCGACCGGUAUCACUGUCGUUGUCAUCAAGAAGAGCCUUCUUGCCGCACAGCCCUCACCUGCGCUGAUGCGCAAGCUCGGUCUCCCUAUUGCCCCCAUCGUUCUCUCAUAUGAGACCAUUGCCAAGAACAACAGCUUGUAUAACACAUUGAGCAUCUUUGACGUCUACAUCGCCGGCCAAGUUCUCAAGAAACUUCUCCGCACCUUCGAAAACAAGGUUGACGGCCAGGAGGCCAUCGCUGAUGAGAAGGCCUCUCUUAUCUACUCCGCCCUCGAGGCCCACUCCCACAUCUACCGCAUCGUCCCCGACAAGAGCGUCCGCUCGCGCAUGAACAUCUGCUUCCGUGUCACCAAGAACGGUGACACUGACGCCACGGAGAAGGCCUUCCUCAAGGAGUCCACCGCUCAGGGCCUCACCGGCCUUAAGGGCCACCGCAGCGUCGGCGGUAUCCGUGCCAGCAACUACAACUCUAUUUCUCUUGAGGGUGCUCAGAAGCUGGCCAAGUUCAUCGAGUCUUUCGCCAAGGCUUAG